Messenger RNA from Belonocnema kinseyi, 2679 nucleotides. Its product is annotated as UBX domain-containing protein 7. The transcript has 9 exons. Gene Ontology annotation, cellular component: nucleus. The record is from RefSeq and is a predicted model, not a curated record. NCBI's taxonomy places the organism in Eukaryota, Metazoa, Arthropoda, Insecta, Hymenoptera, Cynipidae. Gene Ontology annotation, biological process: proteasome-mediated ubiquitin-dependent protein catabolic process. Bases 605 to 1921 code for a protein of 438 amino acids. Gene Ontology annotation, molecular function: ubiquitin binding.
UUACUUGGUCUUACAAGUAGAAUCGUUUCGAAAGAUAUGGAUUAUAAGUGGAUUACUCCUAUAUAUAUUAAUGAAUUAUGUGUGGAUUGCGCCGAACUCUAAUGAAUUACUCCGAAUAUAUGGAUAGAAUGCCUAAUUAAAAGUGAAUUACUCCAAUUUACAAGAAUUACGAGUGGAUUAAUUACUCCAAAUUAAAAGGACUGCGAGUGGAUUACUCCGGUGAAGAAGGAUUACGAGUGGAUUACUCCAAAUUACAAGGAUUGCGAGUGGAUUACUCCGAUGAAGAAGGAUUACGAGCGAAUUACUCCAAAUUACAAGGUUUGCGAGUGGAUCACUCCGUUACAAGGAUUACGAGUAGAUUACUCUAGAUUAUAAAAAGUUUAAAAGUGGAUUACUCAGACUACAUGAUUUUAAAAACAUCGUGCUAGUUGAUUAAAAACAUGCAUAGAGUGCAGUGUGCAGUUGUCAAGAAAAGGCAAAUGGCGUUGAAUUCGUUUACAUCAUUACAUUCUAGUGACAAGUAGCUUGCAGUAAAUACAAAUAUAGUUUCGUGAUAAGUCUUCCUCAACUUUCAAGAAAUAGUACAACCCAAAAUAUAUUAACAAUGGAUCGCAGCCUCAUCGAAAAAUUUGUAGAAGUUACAGGUGAGAGUGAAUCUACGGCAGAACAAUUCUUGACGCUAGCGGGGGGAAAUGUUGAAACUGCUGUCACUCUCUUGUUCGAGGGAGGAGGACCUGGAGCCAUUCCCAUUCCACCAGAAGUUGAUCCUGAACCUGCUGUACGGGCUCCUAUUUUACCAACUCAACAAGUUCUUGUACCCACGGAAAUUGGCUGUUCAGUUCCAAGAUCGUCCAAUAAUGUCUUCGACAGAUUUCGAGACUUUAAUGUUGAAACUCAAAGACAAGAAGAAGAGAUGACUCGGAGAGCAAGUGGCACAAGGAAGAAUUUGCAGAGGAAAUCCCGACGUUUAGAGGAUUUAUUCAGACCACCGUGUGACAUACUAUUUCUUGGUAGUUUCCUUGAAGCCAGAGAGUAUGCAAAAUCCAUGAAUCGUUGGCUACUCGUAAAUGUUCAAAAUUCACAAGAAUUUGCGUGUCAAAUUUUAAAUCGUGAUGUAUGGUCCAACGAGCAAGUGCGAGAAAUGAUCAAGGAUCAUUUUGUCCUUUGGCAGGUGUUAUCGAACGCGUCUGAAGGAAAACGAUACAUUGAUUUUUACAAUGUUGCGGGAUUUCCAUACUUGGCAGUUGUAGAUCCCAGAACUGGAGAAUGCAUGAGAAUGUACAAUCACAUCACGGUCGAUAGUUUAGUAUCUGGACUAAACGAUAUGCUAAGUACUCAUGCUUCUCCUGAAUGUGCACCUCAAGAGCCUGUUGUCGAUGAUUGGAAAAAUUCGUCAGAUUCAGCAACGAAACGCGCAUUAGCCGAAUCAUUGAUCAGUAGCAAUGCAUCUGGUACAAAAAAACACAGGAUCAUGGAAGGAAGAAAUUUAGAGUUUGAUGGAGAUGCUAAUACUAGCGUAAGCAGUACAAGUGUAGCAAAUUGUAAUUCCACCAUUGUUAGCAAAAGAUCUAGGAUAGAUGAGUUGGAUGCUAAAAGCCAAUCAAGUAGUAACGCUGCGCAAGAAAAGGUUGACAAAUCAGGUCAAGAGCUGCCCGCUAAUAAAUCUGAAUCAGAUAUCAAUGCACCAUUACUGCGACUUUGCUUACGGCUACCAAAUGGUUCCAAAGAGACACUUUCAAUGAUAGCGAGCGAGAGAAUUCAACAUUUCUUGGAUAAAAUGGAAGAUAUGGGCUACUCACUCUCCGAGCACACAUUCAUAAUACCGUUUCCAAGGACUGUCAUUGGAGACUUAUCUCCUGAUUUGCGCUUAUCAGAGUCUGUUCUUUUUCCCUCAAAUACAGUAUUUAUAAGUAAGAUAUAGUGAGAUUUUUAAAGAAUAAGAUUAAACUCUUAGUUUACUCUGAUACAAUCCAUUUUUUUAACUGUGAAUCAUUCUUCGUUUUUCGGAUUAACAAAUUGUACAAUCUUUCAUUUUAAUCAUUCGCCUAAACGUAUAUUCUGAAAAAAGGAACUUAGCUACUUUUUCGAAAUUCUAAAUUAUUCCCCGAUUAAUUGUACUAAUAAUAUUUCCACUCUACAGGGUUCUCUACCGUUUUAAAAGUAGAAAUUAUAAGUUUUCAAUAUUGACGAUUUUUUUAAACAUUAUAUUUACCUGACUUUAGAUUAAAACUGAAUAUUGCGUAUUUUUUCGUUCAUGAAAUACAAUAAUGACAAAAACUAAGAUCAUUUUAUGUUUCAUUCUCAAAAUUUUUUUGAAAAAAUCAUUAAAAUCAUUUGAGGAAAAUGUUGUGCACGUUGUUAUACUUUACAUAUAUAUUUUCUGUAAAGAAGACUUGACAUAAUAUAAAAUUAUUUCUCGAAUGUAAAAUUAAUUCGGUUGAUACCUAAAUUAUAAAAAAAAACAUGUCAAACUUAACAUGUACACGCAUGUCCGAUCGAUAAGGUAUUAGCAUCUCUGUAAGCAAAUUGAAGCGAAAAAAAAGGACUUGUAGUGUAUGCGUUUAAAAAAAAUAUGUGCAUAGACUUUGUAUCGUCUGUAUACAUAUAUUGUGUUUGUAUUCAGUUUGUCUCAUAUGAUCAAACUAAAAUUGGAUAUAAUAAUAAAUUCAGAUUAGAAAA